Molecule: messenger RNA, 1816 nt
Organism: Melospiza georgiana
Lineage: Eukaryota; Metazoa; Chordata; Aves; Passeriformes; Passerellidae
Gene: GHRHR
Product: growth hormone releasing hormone receptor
Exons: 13
Coding region: 26-1300 (424 amino acids)
Biological process (GO): adenylate cyclase-activating G protein-coupled receptor signaling pathway; cell surface receptor signaling pathway; positive regulation of cell population proliferation
Cellular component (GO): plasma membrane
Molecular function (GO): growth hormone-releasing hormone receptor activity; G protein-coupled peptide receptor activity; peptide hormone binding
Source: RefSeq, a predicted model, not a curated record
UGAGGUCUGUCUCUUGCUUUGGAACAUGAACUCUUGUUCUUUGUAUCACUGUGCCCUGCACACCCUGAGUCUGGCAGUGCUUGUUGCUGGGAAUGUCCACCCAGAAUGUGAUUUUAUGGUGGAGCUGAAGAAAAAGGAGGCUGAAUGUCUGGAGGCCCCAGAAGAGCAUGGAAAUGCAACAUCACCAGGUUGCAAGAGAACUUGGGACAAAUUGUUGUGCUGGCCAGAGGCAGAUGCUGGAGAGAUUCUUGCCUUACCAUGUCCAAACAUCCUCUUUCACUUCAUGAAGGAGCCAGCUGGGAUGAUAAAAAGAAACUGCACAAAAAAGGGCUGGUCUGACCCAUUCCCUCCCUACCAUGUGGCCUGUCCAGUAGAAGAUGAGAUUCCUCUUGAAGAACAAUCCUACUUUGCUACUAUAAAGAUCAUCUACACUGUGGGAUACAGCGUGUCCAUCACCUCCCUCAUCAUUGCUGUGACAGUUCUGAUUGCAUUCAGGAGGCUUCGCUGUCCCAGGAAUUAUAUCCAUGUACAGCUCUUUUUUACAUUCAUCUUAAAGGCUGUUGCCAUUUUCAUUAAGGAUGCUGUCCUUUUCCAAGAGGAAGGCAUUGAUCACUGCAGCUUCUCUACAACUGAAUGCAAGAUCUCCGUGGUUUUCUGCCACUACUUCAUGAUGACCAAUUUCAUGUGGCUGCUGGUGGAGGCUCUCUACCUGAACUGCCUGCUGCUCUCAUCCCUUUCUCAUGGAAGAAGAUAUUUUUGGUGGCUGGUUCUCUUUGGCUGGGGUUUUCCAACACUUUUCACCCUUAUAUGGAUAUUAACAAAAUUCUACUUUGAAGACACAGCAUGCUGGGAUAUUAAUCAAGGCUCUCCUUAUUGGUGGCUAAUCAAAGGACCAAUUAUAAUUUCUGUGGGGGUCAAUUUUGUCCUAUUUAUCAACAUCAUCAGAAUUUUGCUUAAAAAGCUAGACCCUAGACAAAUCAACUUCAAUAAUUCUUCUCAGUACAGACGCCUCUCAAGGUCGACUCUACUUCUAAUUCCUUUAUUUGGAACCCAUUACAUUGUCUUCAACUUCCUCCCAGAAUAUACCAGCCUGGGAGUUCGGCUUUAUUUGGAGCUCUGCAUUGGCUCUUUUCAGGGAUUUAUUGUGGCAGUUCUCUACUGUUUCCUGAACCAAGAGGUGCAAACGGAAAUCGGCCGGAGGUGGCACGGGAAGAGAUACGGGUUGGUGCCAGUGUGGAGGAGGACCAGGUGGACUGUGCCCUCCAGCUCUGGGGUGAAAAUGACCACAUCUGUCUGCUGAAAACGGCCACAUCUGUCUGCUGAAAAUGGCCUCAGGCUCUGGAAGGGAAAAAACCAACCAAACAAACAAAAUUUUACCAAAUGUAACUAUUGCAGUUUAUCCUGAGCAAAUUGGAGGAGGAUCUUCCAAUUCUGAUCAUGGGGCUUUUCUGCAGGACAGAUUAAACCCUGACUGAUCUUCUAAAACAAAAUAAUCCUCUCACUGAUAACUCUGCACCACAGCAAAUAUAAAAAUCAUGUGUUCUACUUUACUUCUACACUUUCACUGAUAGAGCACUGUGGUAUUUUCGGGGUCCCCCAUCAAGGGGAGGAAUGAUGAAUCUGACUCCAUGUUCUUAGAAGGCUAAUUUAUUAUUUUAUUAUACUAUAUUAUAUGAAAGAAUGCUAUACUAAACUAUAUUAAGAAUAGAGAAAGGAUACAGACAGAAGGCUAAAAGAUAAUAAUUAAAAUUGUAACUCCUUCCAGAGUCCCAACACAGCCUGACUGUGAUUGGUCAUUAAGUUAAAUCAAUUCACA